AGUAUAUUUAUUGCAUUGUAUUGUGGUGUCAAAUUGUGUGACGUCUAUGCGUUAAAGAGAUAAACGCGUUUAACUGAUAGCUAGUGUGGCUAGCUGGUGACGGUUAUUAUCUGUUGUACUGUCAAAGCAAAAUUGUUUUAUAGGUAACAUUGGCGUCUUUUUGUUGUUGUUGUAGGUUAAUAACAGGUGGGAAGAUAUGGAAGAGAUAAAAACUGAGCCCGUGGAUUUUGUAAAGGAAUUUCAGGAAUACCUGACACAGCAAACCCAGCAUGUCAACAUGAUCUCAGGCUCUGUUUGUGGCGAGAAGGAGGCGGCGGAGACGUUCCAGACAGCUGCGCCCAGGGUUGAGCAGAACGGUCUGGAUCCACCGUCGGUAGAAGUGAGCUUGUCCAUGGAGGAAGGGUCAGAUGUUCAGAUGGACGGCCUGGAGAGAACCUGUGAUGGAAAGUACAAGUGUAGCUACUGCAGCUAUGCCAACAAGGGCAUGGCUCGUUUAAUAGAGCACAUCCGCAUCCACACAGGUGAAAAACCCCACCGCUGUCAGCUGUGUCCAUUCGCCUCAGCAUACGAGCGUCACCUGGAAGCUCACAUGCGUUCGCACACAGGAGAGAAGCCGUACAAGUGCGACCAGUGCGCGUUCCGCUGCAGUGAUCGCAGCAACCUGUCUCACCAUCGUCGCCGUCGCCACAAACUUCUGCCCACCAGGGUUGUUCGCUCUGCUUUCUCCAACAAGAGGAUUCUUAGUUCACUGCAGAAGAGGACAGGCUCACUGGGCUUCAGCAGGCGACUGCUCCUCAAUUUGAACCCUGGCUCUUUGCCUAAAUCAGGUUAUUUAAAUGACUUACCUCAUAAAAUCCACUAUAAUUUGAACAGCAGUGAGUAUAAGAACCAUCCCAAGGUGAACGAGGAUGAUGUUCACGACAGGGGAGCUAAUGGUUUGACGUUUAAUAACCCACUGGAUCAGCUAUCUACACUUGCUGGCCAGUUAGCUGACUUUCACCCUGAGUCUCAGACACUAGAAUCUCCUGACAGGGCUUCCUUAGAAGACGAGAAGCCUAUCCUCAUUCGCCAGGUCUCUGGUGAAGAGGUCUCACUCUGUUCAAAUGGAGUUCAGACACCAGCACCUCCCUCCUCUGGCCACAGGGAUUGCAGUCCAGUCUCUGGACUAUGCUUUGAGAAUGGCAACGCUCCACCUGCCAGUGUUAGUGACAGUCAGUCCAGCACACCAUCUCCUACCCUGACCCUGAGUGAGCAACAACUCAUGUAUAAAUGCCAGCACUGUGAUAUUAAUUUUUCUGACAACAUCCUUUACACUAUCCACAUGGGCUGUCAUGGCUAUGAAAAUCCCUUUCAGUGUAACAUCUGUGGACACAUGUGUUCAGACAAAUAUGACUUUGCCUGUCAUUUUGCCCGUGGCCAACACAAAAAGUGAAAAUUGAAAUGGAAAAAAUAAGUAAAAUUGUGUUUUCUUUACACUGUAUUUAAACGUGCUAAUUUACAUUUUUACUAAAAAUUAUUUUAUGACAAAAAUGGUGCAGCUAUCAGACUGGACUGUCUUCAACAAUGUUGUUUCAGUGAGAUUUCACUGUUAC
Molecule: messenger RNA, 1592 nt
Organism: Cynoglossus semilaevis (tongue sole)
Lineage: Eukaryota; Metazoa; Chordata; Actinopteri; Pleuronectiformes; Cynoglossidae
Product: zinc finger protein Pegasus
Exons: 3
Coding region: 197-1432 (411 amino acids)
Biological process (GO): regulation of transcription by RNA polymerase II
Molecular function (GO): DNA-binding transcription factor activity; RNA polymerase II cis-regulatory region sequence-specific DNA binding
Source: RefSeq, a predicted model, not a curated record